AUGGAUACCUACGACGUCCUAGACGAUGAGACCGCCAACUUGAUCCUCCAACUCCAGAUAUCCGAUGGUCUCGAACUUUACGAGACCUUUGAGGGCAAAGGAAAACAUCGAGAAGGGGAGCUUUCGGACGCUCAAUUGGCCCUUCAAAUCUACACCGAAGACUUGAAGCGCCAUGCUACAAUUGCCUCAGAUAGGCAGAUGACUAAAAGCAUUGCUCGAGCAUGCCAGUCCGAUGAAGAAAUUCUGAUCGCAACUCAGUCCCAAGAACAAGGCGCAGCCAGUGACCGAGAGACUGCAUGCAGAUUGGGUGGAGUUGCACAGCAUACUCUAAUUGAGCCGUGGACAGUAGGAUCAGAGUUUUUGAAUGACGAGACGCUUGAGAAGCUGAAGGCUCUGUAUAUCUGUGCACCUGUAGAGGACGCCAACACUGGUGGCCAGACAUACCUUGGAAACGGAGACUCAACGCCCGAGUCUUCCGAAUGGGCUGCCUCACGGAAGGUCACAACUAGGCCCCCAAACGUCCAAUGUACCGCCUGCCAGGAUGACUUUCAGUUUUACGAUACAGCCCGCGCUCCCUGCGACCACGAAUACUGCCGCACUUGCCUCAAGGAUCUCUUCCGUGCCUCGAUCACCGAUGACUCGCUGUUCCCCCCGAAAUGUUGCGGCCAAACAAUUCCCGCUGGCUCUGUCCGUAUUCAUCUUACGGGUGAUUUAAUUCGACAAUAUGAAGCGAAGAAGAUCGAGUACGAGACUCCGGAUCGUACAUACUGCUCUAAUGUUCUCUGCUUUGCUUUCAUCCGCGUUGAGAACAUUCAAAAUGAGAGGGCAACUUGCCCGGCUUGCACAGAAGUCACGUGCACGAUGUGUAAAGGAAAAGCCCAUAGGGGAGACUGUCCCGCUGAUACUGCACUGCAGCUCGUGCUCGACACUGCAAAUGAAAACGGCUGGCAACGCUGCUAUAGUUGCCGAAGACUCGUCGAGCUUGACAUCGGCUGUAACCAUAUCACGUGCCCCUGUGGAUCUGAAUUCUGCUAUGUCUGUGCCCGACGCUGGAAGACUUGUUUAUGUCCGCAGUGGACCGAGGAUAGACUAUUCGAAAGAGCAAAUCAAGUCGUUGCUCGUCAGCCUGUGAGAGCUGAUCUACCGCAACGAAUUGCUAGGGUUGCGGCUGUAGCGGAAAAUCUUAGAACGAGGCAUAAUUGUGAUCAUGAGCAGUGGAGAUAUGCUCGAGGCCAGGCUCGAUGCGAGGAGUGCUAUCAUACAUUGCCUUCUUACAUUUUCGAAUGUCGGCAAUGUAAUAUACAGGCCUGUAAUCGAUGCAGGAGGAACAGGUUGUAG
Messenger RNA from Lachnellula hyalina, 1338 nucleotides. RefSeq names its product putative E3 ubiquitin-protein ligase (gene ARI9). Bases 1 to 1338 code for a protein of 445 amino acids. Gene Ontology annotation, molecular function: ubiquitin conjugating enzyme binding; zinc ion binding; ubiquitin protein ligase activity. Lineage: Eukaryota; Fungi; Ascomycota; Leotiomycetes; Helotiales; Lachnaceae. The record is from RefSeq and is a predicted model, not a curated record. Gene Ontology annotation, cellular component: cytoplasm; ubiquitin ligase complex. The transcript has 2 exons. Gene Ontology annotation, biological process: ubiquitin-dependent protein catabolic process; positive regulation of proteasomal ubiquitin-dependent protein catabolic process; protein polyubiquitination.